Molecule: messenger RNA, 4053 nt
Organism: Pieris brassicae (large cabbage white)
Lineage: Eukaryota; Metazoa; Arthropoda; Insecta; Lepidoptera; Pieridae
Gene: nmo
Product: serine/threonine-protein kinase NLK-like
Biological process (GO): protein phosphorylation; intracellular signal transduction
Cellular component (GO): nucleus; cytoplasm
Molecular function (GO): MAP kinase activity; ATP binding
Source: RefSeq, a predicted model, not a curated record
UCCCCCACUCACCCGUAAUACAACAGUCUCGUUCGAUUUUCGCCGUGUGUUGACGUUUGGAUCAAUUCUCUAAAUUUUAUACCGUAAUAUCCUUUGUCCUGAUUAAUUUACCUUUAUUAUAUCAAGGAUACAUUAAUUACUCAAAACCAUUUGUAAAGUCACUCAUUAACGUUAAUAACUGGUAAAGUCGACAGGUGCCCGUCGUUCGUGUUGUGUGCGUUUAAUCAGUGAUUCCCGCAUAGUCGUUCGAGCAUGAAUAAUAUAGAAGUAACCGGUAACAGCGUCGCGUGUCAACCGGGAAGAGCUUGGUGAUCGGAGCAGUGUUGGAGUUGAGGUUAACGUGUAAUGUUGAUGAGUCUGCGGUGACGACGAGACGCGGAGUGGUUGGAUGGCGGCAGUAAGCGGCCCCGCGCGGCACUCUCGCGUCUCCAUGAGUGUCUCCAUGUCGCUGAUGCAGGGCGGUACCCAGAGUGCGCCCCAGGGCGCCAUCCUGGCGGCAGCGGCGCCCUACUAUCAGACACCGGCCAUUCCGACCGAUGUGCAGCCCGAUAGGCCCAUAGGAUAUGGCGCAUUCGGAGUAGUAUGGGCGGUGACAGACCCUCGUGAUGGACGGCGUGUUGCCCUCAAGAAGCUGCCCAAUGUGUUCCAGUCGCUCGUCUCUUCCAAGCGCGUCUUCCGAGAGCUCAAAAUGCUGUGCUUCUUCAAACAUGGAAACGUACUCUCGGCGUUGGACAUCCUUCAGCCGCCAAGUCUCGACUUCUUCCAAGAAAUUUAUGUAAUCACUGAGCUUCUUCAGAGCGACCUGCACAAGAUCAUCGUCUCGCCGCAACACCUCUCAGCCGACCACAUCAAAGUAUUCCUCUACCAAAUACUCAGAGGCUUAAAGUACCUACAUUCGGCGAGAAUCCUGCAUAGAGACAUCAAGCCAGGCAACCUGCUGGUAAACAGCAAUUGUGUUCUCAAGAUCUGUGACUUCGGGCUGGCGAGGGUCGAGGAACCGGACUCCACCAAAAACAUGACUCAGGAGGUCGUCACACAGUAUUAUAGGGCGCCAGAGAUUCUGAUGGGCGCAAAUCAUUACACGGCAGCGGUGGAUGUCUGGUCGGUUGGGUGUAUAUUCGGCGAAUUGCUUGGAAGGCGAAUUCUGUUUCAAGCUCAGAGUCCCGUACAGCAGCUGGAGUUAAUAACAGAGCUUCUGGGUACGCCGUCGUUGGAGGAUAUGCGAUACGCUUGUGCCGGUGCGCGUGCGCACAUGUUGCGUCGUGCGCCUCGCCCGCCAGCUCUGGCUGCGCUGUAUACCCUGUCUGUACAGGCCACGCAUGAGGCAGUCCAUUUGCUUGCACAGAUGCUAGUCUUCGAUCCGGCGAAACGAAUCUCUGUUGUCGAUGCGCUCGCGCAUCCGUAUCUCGAAGAGGGGCGACUGCGGUACCAUUCUUGCAUGUGCAAGUGUUGCUACAACGCCCCUCCGGCUGCAAGACAUUAUUCACCGGAUCUCGAACCCGUAGCACCCCACGCCUUCCACGACGGCUGGGAGAGGAAGCUUACUUCUGUACAUCAAGUUAAAGAGGAGAUCCACAAAUUCAUAGCGGAGCAGCUGCAGACGUCUCGUGUGCCGUUGUGCAUCAACCCACAGUCCGCCGCGUUCAAGAGCUUCGCAAGCUCGACAGUCGCACACCCGUCGGAGCUGCCCGUCGCCUCACCAGUGGGAAUGACGCGAGUCUAAGCGUGGCUUCGACAAGCGACGCGCCCUUUACACCGACGCACGAUAAUUCACUGGUUUAGCCUUAAGCGCAAUACUUGCUGUAGCCAAUUGUUAAACAGAUUUCAUAAAACUCACGGCGAAAUUGACUACAACGAGUGUUGCGAUAUGUCGGCUAUCGAAACGUUAACGUUAGAAACGUUUAAACUAGCGUCGAUAGUGAUAGUGAAUAUAGUUUAUGCAUGUUUUUGUCACGGAUGUACAAUUUGUAACACCAAUCAAUGUUAGCUUUCAUUGUAUGUAUAUCAAUGGAUAGAAUUAGAAUUCAUAAUUUCAAGUGACUAUUAUACGCAUUUUGUAUUUAGACUGAAGGCAAACACAGACCUCGGGAUUAAAUGUUUGUAAAUAUAACUAAGGAUCGUAGUGAUAUAAUAAAGACAUGCAUAGAAUGAAUACGACGGAAUAGUGGAAGCGCGCGCGCGUAAACAUAUUACCAAAUAUAUUUUCCUGACAUUACGUAUUAGAUGUAGCGAUCGUGUACGUUGGUAGAUUAGGGUUUGACGUCUUGUGGUGUGAGAGAAAUGGGUAAAGGAUUGUUUGAAUGACUUCGUGCGUAUUCAGCCUAUAUCGGAUAUUGCAAAGCUGUAGGCCAUGCUUUUUAGAAUGUUAUCAUCUUUAGAGUUAUGGGUCGUCUCCGAUUGGAAUGGUACGGUCCAUUUGGUGGAAUAACCAAAUUUCGUUUGGAAAUUCUCCGGCGACUCCGAUCGGAAAUAGAAAAAUUGUUAGCCGAUUUGAUAGGUUUUUGGUGUGUGCCUGAUUGAUUUGUGAAAGUUGCGAGCAAUACAUAUAUUGAAAUAUAUUCGUUGUUGAUUAAAAUGACGUUGUAACGAUUUCUUUACUUAAUUCUUUAUUCUCUCAUUGUAUGUAACAUCGACUGACAUUUUGAGUAGUUUAGAAUUUAGGUGUAAUUGACUUUAUUUACGAUUUAUACUGAUUGAAAUUUAAAAUUUGGUUGAUGGUAGGUAGUAAUUUACAUAACAGAUUUUCAUCGUGAUGAAAAUUCGUAACUACCCUUCGACUGUACGUGACCUUUUGUAAUUAUUUUCAAGCAUUUAUUAAUAGUAGUAUAUAAUUAUACUAAUGUGUGUUAGUGUGCGUCGAUGUUUGUGUAUUUAAUUGGCCAACACUGUAAUCGUAUUAAGUAUUCAAAAUUAAUCUUCUAGACUACACACAUGUUUUGCUCGGUACAUGACCUUGAAAGCGUAUCGUGUCGAACAUAUGUGUAGUCACUUGUGUUUGUGUAGUCUAGUAUCUCGAUAUUAUAUGUAAUGGAGUCCCAAGAAAUCAUUCGUAGCCUUAAUUGUAGUUCAAAACUAUAUAAAAGAUUUAAAAGUAACUAAAUUGUAAAUAAUCUCGUAGUUUUAGUAUGGAAUGGGAAACUGGAAACCAAUAGGUUGGCUGGCUUUCUGUAUCGACACACGUGAUAACAGACCUUAUGGCUUUGUGAAUUAGAUCUCAAAUUGAAUUGUGUGUUUGUACAGGGUUACGUCUAGAUGGUACAAAAACAGCCGGUCUACAAUACUAUUAGUACACGUGAGUUCUAUGUAGAGAUUCAAACUUAAACUAUAUGUAGUUAAAAUGAUUUUAAUUCGUUUGUUUGUUACGCACGUGUACGUAAUAGUGUACGCUAGAUAGCGGCCACACCUUGCCUUACAGAUAACUGUUACUGUGAUCCUAAUACAGCCUCCAAGCUGCCGCGUGCGCGUACAUAUUCGUAGUAUACGUAUGUUCGUAGCUCGCUUCAAUCCGAUUGCGGAAGAUUUCUUCGGAAGCGUCUGACUCAAUCGAGAACAAAUACAAUUACCUGAUAGAUUUAUUGAUUAUUGCUGUAAAUAGAAUUCGAAUUGAACGCUUCUUAAUAUGUACAUAAUUCGUUUCCAGACUGUUAGAGAUCUCGUAUGUUGUUUUAAGUAAUUUUCCAUUUAGCACACAAGGUGAUUUAGUUUAGACAAUUAGUUUUGGUCAGUCAUUUUUUUUAGGUUUAAGCGUUGACGCUAUCGAGGCAGAGUGUGUAAAUAUUAGCAAAUAAUAUUAGUUUAUACAUUUACAAACUGCCUCUGCACGUAUUCUGCGUAUUAGCUAAGGUAACUUUUAAAUAGAAAAAUGACAAAAAAAAUAAACGAAGAGAUUUUUACAAAUUUAAGAAUUUCUUUGUCGGACGCAGUAAGUUUAUAAAGUUAUUGUCUUUUGUUAACAUAGCUUUUACACAUUAAGAAAACACUUUUUAAACUGAUUGAAGCUAUGUAUUAUUAUUAUUAUUAUAAACUUAUAAUUAUUUGCAUAAUUUUUUUCCG